AUGCUACAAAACGUACCUCACCAGAUGAUACAAUCUCCCGCUAGGCUAGGCCUCCCAAACCCUAAUUCACCAUCUUUACAAACCCCAGCCCCUCCAAAAUUCACCUCACAAAUCCCACAAUCACACCCACCUAACCUCCACCCAAAUCUACAAACAACCCCCACCUCCCUAACCCUCCUCCCCCUCCUUCCACCACUACAAAGAGCCCAAUCAAUCCUCUUAAGAAUGUCAUCCCUCACAACAAAACUCUUCGAUGUCUCCACAAACCAAACCCAAUGGCUUACCACAUUCCGUGGUUCAUUUCCCACAUUCCUUUCCAUCCAAACCCAAGCCCCAACCGAUUCCAUUCCCACCACCACAAAAGAAAUCAUCUCCCUCUUUACAACCCUCCAAUCCCAACUCUUCGAAUCCGUAACUGAACUCCAAGAAAUCCUCGACCUCCAAGACGCCAAACAAAAAAUUACCCGCGAAAUCCGAUCCAAAGAUUCCGCAAUUCUCGCGUUUGCUAACAAACUUAAAGAAUCCGAACGUGUUCUCGACAUGUUAGUCGAUGAUUACUCUGAUUAUCGCCGUUUAAAAAGAUCCAAAGUUGAAGAAAGUGAAGAGGAUUCAAAUACAACAACAGUUGCCACACAUUUAAACUUAAACGAUAUUUUAUCGUACGCGCAUAGAAUAAGUUACACGACGUUUGCUCCGCCUGAGUUUGGGGCCGGGACGGCCCCCCUGCGGGGGGCUUUGCCUCCCGCACCCCAGGAGGAGCAGAUGCGUGCUUCUCAGUUGUACUUAUUUGCUGACAUGGACGUGGGAUUACCUAAAUCUGAUAAAGAUAAAUUUACGAUUGAGCCCUUGGCUGAAAAUAUGUUGGAGGGUAAUUUGGUUGGGAAUAUGGCGAUUAAGGAUAUGCUUCCUACGAAUAUUGUGGUGCCGUCUGGGUGGAAGCCGGGGAUGCCGGUGCAGUUGCCGACGGAUCUACCAAUUCUUCCGCCGGCUGGAUGGAAGCCGGGGGACCCGGUGGCUUUGCCACCUUUGGAUUCGGUUGUUGUUGCUCCUAGAUUGGAGGAACAACAGCAACCGGUUCAUGUUCCUGGGUUUGGGAAGGGACCACAACCGAUACAGGUUCGACAUGUGCAACUUGAUAUUGAUGAUGAUAGUGAUACCGAGUACAGUAGUGAUGAUAGUUCUGAUGAUGAAGAUUGA
Lactuca virosa is the source of this 1197-nucleotide messenger RNA. The record is from the annotation of a GenBank genome assembly. NCBI's taxonomy places the organism in Eukaryota, Viridiplantae, Streptophyta, Magnoliopsida, Asterales, Asteraceae.